CUAAGGUCCUGCGACACUAUAUUCAACAAUUAAAUAUACAAUUACAUAUACAUGUAAACAUCACAAAAUUGAAGAAUGAAGAGGCGACUAGGGGCUAUCCCACCAGGUGGACCCUACAGUAAUGAAGUAACUCUGACUUUGGGGACCACCACACAAGAUAUGGCUGGAAAAGGAAGAGGGCGAGGGGCAAACUUCACAUUUGACCUGCAGGCAAUUGGAUUUUCAAGGGGCGAAGCUCUUCCAGAGACUCAAGCACAGCCCACACCCCUGUACCCCAAUUCAGAAUACAAACCGGCUUCUUUACUAGAAGGGGAGGAACAGACCUAUUUAUUGGCAUUAAAACAAGAACUACGAGGAAAUAUGAAAAAGCUGCCGUACUAUAUAGGAAAAGAGAUUCAACAGUCAAGUAUUGACAGGUACAGUGUGAAAUAUCUGCAGGAAGCAGAAAAAAAACGUAUAGAAGACUGGACACCAGACUGGCAGUUACUUCCAAGGGAAAUGAAGGCUGUCAAGAAGAAAAGAAAGGCAGCAGGUGAAAAAAAGGCCAAAGCAGCUAAACCUGACUCCAAAGUGGAUGUUCUGAAGAAAAUUGAAGAACUAGAGAAAAAAGGGGAUGAUGAAAAAUCUGAUGAAGAGAAUGAGGAGAAGAAGAAAGGAGAAGAUGAGGAGGAGGAAGAGGCUGAAGUAGAAGUGGAUGAGGAAGAAAUUGAGGAAGAAAAUGACUAUAUUGCUUCCUAUUUUGAAGAUGGAGAUGAAUAUGGUAACAGUGAUGACAACAUGGAUGAAGCUACUUAUUGAUCCUCCAUAGAAGCAUGCACACUACAGAACCUGUAUCAAUAAUUCAUUUAAUUUUCUAUUCUUAAAGAAAUAUGUGCCACCGAUUUUGUUCCACCAUUUAUUUAAAAAAAAUAUACAUAUAUUUUUUAAUAUAUUUAUGUUCAAUAAAAUAAAAUUCACUAA
Molecule: messenger RNA, 960 nt
Organism: Hyla sarda
Lineage: Eukaryota; Metazoa; Chordata; Amphibia; Anura; Hylidae
Gene: POLR3G
Product: RNA polymerase III subunit G
Exons: 8
Coding region: 76-798 (240 amino acids)
Biological process (GO): transcription by RNA polymerase III
Cellular component (GO): RNA polymerase III complex
Source: RefSeq, a predicted model, not a curated record